GAAGCGGAAAGCCUUGACCUCGGUGCUGGAGACCUUAUCACCCAGCGCCCAGGAGGACGAUCUGCGACUGCGCGAGGCCCUCACCAGCGACCGGCAGGGUUUCCUGCGCCCGCGCGGCGGCGUGGCCGCGGUGCCGCGCUCCGUGCUGCUCUCGAAG
Molecule: messenger RNA, 157 nt
Organism: Durusdinium trenchii
Lineage: Eukaryota; Dinophyceae; Suessiales; Symbiodiniaceae
Source: the annotation of a GenBank genome assembly